AUCGGGCCACAGAUAUCACUAUGAAUGAUUUGUAAAACUCCUUCUGCACGGCUACCUUUAUUGGGGAAUGGAACACGAGCUUGCUUUCCUUGACAACACACCUGGCAAUUCGUUAUGUUUGCUUGUCCCUUAAAAACAAGUCCUUCAACCAACUCACUAGUUUUAUUCAGAUAACUGUUGUUAGGAUGACCGAAGCGCCUGUGCCAUAUUUCGCUGCUCGCUAAGAAACCCGCACAACUAUCUUGUGUAUUUAACUUAUACACCCCAGGCAGAAGCAUGUCGUCAUUAUGACGCCAUAUAAAGGUGAUUUACGGUCAUCGACGUCUUAUGACCUGUGUACGACGUCGUGUAAAGGUACCAUUUUCGUGUAUCUUAUGGCGUCACAGAAAAACGUCAUGCGUUCGUCAGAACGACGUUGAAAAUUGCAAUUAUUUUUCAUAUCAAUAGAAUUUCGUGGUACCUCAAAACUCAAACAUAUUACUACAUACAUACUACCAUACAAUGCUAAUUGUAUUUAAUGCUAAAGCAAUUACUACCAUAAACAUGAUACACCUAUGACAGACAACUACCACAUCCUUUGUGCUUAGUGCGCAGGUGCGUUCUGAAGUUGAACCUGUGAUCUCUCGAAUGUCGAAUACGUCUAAAAGUGGCGGUUAUUUUUUUGCUUUUGACUAUUAUAAUUGAAAUCGUAUAAACAAAGACGUGCAAUUUGACCAGAGACAUUAGAGAGUCUCUGAAUUUGACUGACUGACUGAGCUUCGAAGGUAUUAUUAACAGAAUAAAUGGCGUACGUUGGUAUCGAAUUUGAAAGCGAUGGCGAAAAUGAUGCGGGGGAGAUCGCGAUUGUAAAUAAAGUUUGGCUCACGCCAAUGAAACGGAGAGUUCAUUGGCCGUCCUAUAGUCAACCCACAAAAUUUGAAAGUGCACUACGCAGUGGAGAGGAACCUGGCGAUACCUGGAUGUUAUACCCGGUUAAGAGGAUCUUUUUUGAAACAGACAAUCUUCUUAAAGCACGACAGAAAUUGAAAACUGCCGAAGUUACCUCCGAUGUGCAGUCGGACACUGAAUUCAGUGAAAAACGUAAAAGAGUUCCGCCUCCACGACUGUCUUACGAUAGCGAAGAGGAGAGCGUUGCAACAUUACCUCGGCCUCCAAGAUUUUCGCUGGAUAAAGUUAAUCAACAAAGUUCAAGACAAAGUUACUCACAACCAGAACCUCGGAGUAGUCCAUCCACCCAUGUCAAUAAGAAAAAUUGUUUCCGAACAAUACCCUCUAGUCCAUCAUCAUGUGCUGAUGCCAUCCCCUCUAGUCCAUCAUCAUGUGCUGAUGCCAUCAACAGACAAAGACUUCCAACAAGAUCCCCACUUGCGGUACGUGGCGAAGAACGUGAAAAUUUAGAUUCUAAGGUAGUCGUACCCUUACUAUUACAUAUCAAGGAACAGAAUAACCAAAUUCUGUCAUGGAUAAAAAAACAAAGUAAUACAACCGUUGUUCAUGGCACUUUACCCGAUGAUAUUCCUGUAAAAUUUCCUUUAUGCUCAAUUGAUUCAUUAACCGUAUUAGAAUCAUAUUUGAUGGAUGAUGGACAUUUAGCAGAAUUGGCAGCAUAUUUCUCGUCAUUAGGCGGACGUGACAUUGGAUCUAAAACGAACAUUAUUUUAAAAAAUAUUUUCAACAAUGAGCUUGCCCAGCUGUAUAGUUUCUAUGGGUCAAGGGGAAAUAAAAAGGCAUUCAACGAUUUGCGUGUAAAAACCGUUAUUAUUCGGGCUGUUCAAUUAACGACUUCCAACACAACAGCUGAAGAAAUUUCUGCCCAUAUAAAGGUUUGGCUAAAACAUGCCCCGCAACGACUUUCCAAUUCCCUACAACCUAAGAAGAACUGUAACCAAGGAAUUUAGAUAAGUGCAAUUACUUUA
This is a messenger RNA of Photinus pyralis (common eastern firefly), 1916 nucleotides long. RefSeq lists its product as uncharacterized. Bases 783 to 1898 code for a protein of 371 amino acids. The record is from RefSeq and is a predicted model, not a curated record. Lineage: Eukaryota; Metazoa; Arthropoda; Insecta; Coleoptera; Lampyridae. The transcript has 7 exons.